Molecule: messenger RNA, 1632 nt
Organism: Capronia coronata CBS 617.96
Lineage: Eukaryota; Fungi; Ascomycota; Eurotiomycetes; Chaetothyriales; Herpotrichiellaceae
Exons: 2
Coding region: 1-1632 (543 amino acids)
Biological process (GO): transmembrane transport
Cellular component (GO): membrane
Molecular function (GO): transmembrane transporter activity
Source: RefSeq, a predicted model, not a curated record
AUGGACAAUAAAAUGACAGAAGAGGAGGAGAAGGAAAAAACACAAGGGCAACAUCCUGUCGCUUUGACACCGGUUCAAUCGCGCCGCAGCCAAGCCGCGUCGACUCACCAUUCCUCCCGAUCCUAUGUCGAUGGUCACGGCACCCAUGUGCCUGCGGGAGGUCAGGACGAUGACUCUGAUGGCGCGCAAGCGAUGGACGUCGAGAUCUCUGCCGAAAAAGCGUUCGAAGUUGGCUGGGAUGGGCCCGGUGACCCGAUGAACCCCAAAAAUAUGAGCGGAGGCAGAAAAUGGCUGAUUGUGAUGACCCUUGCAUUUGGUUCCUUAUGCGUGACCUGCACUUCAUCAUUAUAUACAACCACCUAUGAAAAGAUGGACGCCGAAUUUGGUAAUUCUCGCAUUGUCGCAACUCUUGGCCUGUCGCUCUUUGUCUUUGGCUUGGGUCUCUCUCCGAUGAUCCUGGGGCCGCUUUCUGAAUUCUAUGGCCGUCGGCCCAUAUAUAUACUGGCUUAUAUUUUCUUCACCAUAUGGCUGAUUCCCUGUGCAACGGCCCAAAACAUCCAGACUAUGUUGGUAUCCCGAUUUCUCGAUGGUUUUUCUGGAAGUGCCUUUUUAUCUGUCGCGGGUGGUACGGUCGGAGAUAUGUUCAAUCGUGAUCAGCUUCAGGCCCCCAUGAUGGUAUACACGGCGUCACCAUUUAUCGGUCCUGGUCUAGGCCCGAUCAUUGGAGGAUUCAUCAACUACAAUACUUCCUGGCGGUGGUCAUAUUACGUCCUGUUGAUAUGGUCGGGGAUAAUGCUGGUGAGCAUCGUAUUGUUCGUGCCUGAAACAUACAUGCCGGUGCUUCUGAGGACCAAAGCACAAAGGAAACGGAAAGAGACUGGGGAUGCACGGUGGAAGGCGCCGAUCGAGGUCUAUGAAAGAUCCGUUUUCUGGACGGUGGUAAGAUCGCUUUACCGGCCUUUCAUGCUGUUGUUCAUGGAGCCGAUGUGCUUCAAUCUGUGUCUGUUGUCCUCCAUCCUGUUGGGGAUCCUAUAUCUGUUUUUUGGCGCCUUCCAUCUCGUGUUUGCCGAGGUCUAUGGCUUCAACCUGUGGCAAAUCGGACUGGCGUUCCUCGGACUCACCAUCGGCAUGCUCCUGGCAAUUGCGUCCGAUCCCAUCUGGCACCUAAACUACAGGCGGCUGUUGCGAAAGCGCGAAAACGAGACAGGCGAACGCAAAUCCGAACCCGAGUACCGCUUGCCGCCAUCCAUUGUCGGUCCUUGGUUUUGUGUAGUCGGACUGUUUUGGUUUGCUUGGACAAUCUAUGCGCGGAUCCACUGGAUUGUGCCCAUCAUUGCCACGUCCUUUUUCGGAUUCGGCACUAUCCUUACCUUUUCAGGGGUCUUCACCUUCCUUGUCGAGGCGUACCCCUUGUACGCUGCCAGUGCCCUGUCGGCGAACUCUUUCGCGCGGAGCUCCUUUGCUGGUGCAUUCCCUUUGUUCGGACUCCAGAUGUACCACACUCUCAAUUUCCACUGGGCGUCGACGCUUCUGGCAUUUCUUACGCUGGCAAUGGCGCCAUUCCCUUAUCUCUUCUUCAUCUAUGGCAAACGGCUUCGUCAGAAGAGCAAGUUUACUCAGCUGCCGGAUUAA